AUGGAGAUUUGCAUUCCCAUUGUGGCCAAAACUUCCGAGCUUGCAGUUGUUCCAAUCAAAAACCAAAUCAGUUACAUAUUCAAGUAUGAGGGCAAGCUUGAAAAUUUAAAGAACGGAGUAGAGAAGCUGAAGGAUGAAAGGAAAAGGGUGCGUCAUGUAGUGGAAGAAGCACAAAGAAGAGGCGGAGAGAUUGAGCUAGGCUGUGGAAAAAUGCUGAGUAAAAGAGCUGAGAAGGAGAGCAAGGCCAUUGUUGAACUCCUCAAUGAAGCUGACAAAUUCAGCUCAGAUUCGGUUUUUUAUCGUCCAGCUCCCCAGGAGAUAAUGACCGCAUAUGUUAGAGAUGUUUCGAGGUCUUUGAAUCAAGGAGGCUUGUAUUCGACGGGGUGUUGGAGGUAUUAA
Molecule: messenger RNA, 399 nt
Organism: Durio zibethinus
Lineage: Eukaryota; Viridiplantae; Streptophyta; Magnoliopsida; Malvales; Malvaceae
Source: RefSeq, a predicted model, not a curated record